UUUGCAAACAUGUGGUGCAAUCUUGGAAAAGGCUUCCAAGCACUCAAGAAAUCCUCUCGGGUGAUACAGGCAAUAUCAAAGAAUGUAGCAACAUGUGCACUCAGUGAGGACUCCCAGCCGAGCUGCAGAGCACUUUGUAGUUUGAGCGCAUUGAGAUGAAUUAUUAAACCUGACUUCUGACAGUCAAUGUUUGUGUUUCCCAUAUUCAGGCUUUUGCUGUGUUGGUACAUGCUGGUGGGACGUCCAUAAAGAGAUUAUACAGGAAUGGUGGAUCACUUGCUUCCUGCGGAUGAAUCUUUCUCAUCCACGAGGCCCUCUAUUGGAUACUUUGGGGACAUGACAGCUGUUGGGCAGUCAUACCAAAUGCUGCCUUCCCCCUUGUCAGAAGACGACAGCGAUUCUUCAAGUUUUUGUUCUUGUUCCAGCCCUGAUUCCCAGAUUCUUGGUUCAAGCUAUGGGAGCUCGUCGAGUAUGGAGAGUCAGGACAGUAUCUUGGACUAUCUGUUGUCGCAAGCAUCUUUUGGGAAUGGCCCCUCCUCUUGGUGGGACAAAAGGAGACUUCAGCCCAUCGUGAAGGAGGAACAUUUUAGGAUGCCAGAGUUUAUGGUGGAGAUGGAAGAUUCUGGACCAUUUCAGCCCACCCUUGAGGAGAUUGAGGAAUUUCUAGAAGAGAACAUGGAGACAGACCUCAAGGAAGGGCCUAAAAGUGAGACCAAAGACAUAAGAACGUGUAGCCAGAUUACCAUGGCUGCCAUACAGCAAAAAGAUCAUAUGGUGCCAAGCAAUAGUUUAAAAGAUAGUAAAAGUGAACAGUCAAGCAGCGCGAUGGAAAGUAGCCAUGCAUCAAAUGGAGCAGUGUCUCUUGAUGGAGGGAUACCGGUCAUGCUCCAAAUCCAACCAGUACAAGUGAAACAAGCAACAAACAUGAGCCCUAGUUCACAAGGACCAGUGCAAGAGAACAUUAAAAUUGCACAGCUCUUAGUCAACAUCCAAGGGCAGACAUUUGCACUUGUGCCACAGAUUGUUCAAUCGUCCAACUUGAACUCAUCCUCCAAAUUUGUUCGCAUAGCCCCAGUUCCAAUUGCUGCAAAACCUAUUGGGCCAGGAGGUACAAUCCAGGGUCAAACUGGGGUAAUCAUGGGUCAAAAGUUUCAAAAGAACCCUGCAGCAGAACUUAUUAAAAUGCACAAAUGUACUUUCCCUGGAUGUACCAAGAUGUACACCAAAAGCAGCCAUUUGAAAGCCCACCUGCGAAGGCACACAGGAGAAAAACCUUUUGCAUGUACUUGGCCUGGUUGUGGAUGGAGGUUCUCCCGAUCAGAUGAGCUUUCUCGACACAGGCGGUCCCACUCUGGAGUGAAGCCUUAUCAGUGCCCUGUGUGUGAGAAGAAAUUUGCUCGAAGUGACCACUUGUCCAAGCAUGUCAAAGUUCACCGGUUCCCAAGGAGCAAUCGCUCCAUGCGUUCUGUUAACUGAUGCCUCCUGUCCUGCACCUUUUUACUUGUCCGUCCAAGAAGAGCCGCUGGCAGCACUUUGUUCUGUAUCUUUCUCAUGAUAAUUUAUUGGUCUCCAUGUAACAGGCCACAUCAUGGCUUCACAGAGCCCCACCUCCUUGCAUCAUGUUUUGCAUCAAUACCGUUUUUUGCCUUAUUGCUUUCCUUUCCUUUGCUGCUGCUGCUGCUUCUUUUGAAAAUUACAGUGUUUUAUUUUUAGCUGUUCUCUCCUGCACCAUGAUAAUUUAUGGGCUACUUGCUGCUAGUUAAUUAUAGUUCUGGCAUUCCUGAGGGCUUUGCUGAUGUACAGGGCUAUUCAUUGUGAGUUUUUAUUAAGCUGGCCUAUUUGUCCAGUUUGGAAACAGCAAAUUCCUUUUGAAAUGAAAACAACUCAUUUGUUUUUGUGGGAUUUCACUUUUUUUAAUGCUGCUGGUGAUGGGGGUGUGGGUUUCUUUGCCAGGAAUUAGUACAGACUAGCAAAAGAGAAUGAGUAGAUGAUACAGGUCUGUGGGAGGGAUUUCAAGAUAACCAAGCAUUCGGUCUUUGGCUCGUUUGUGCAAUAACAUGGUGUUCUGUCUAUAGCCAGUACUGUGGUUUGGAAAGCCAGUAAAUGCCAAUUUUUGACAGGUUUGUCCAUAGCCUGCCAGCUUCUGCCAGGCUCCAUUUACAACCCUCAAAUGCUGCCCCCUUCUCUACCACCUGAUGAAUUCUGUUCCUGCCCAGCCAACAAGAAUCCUCUAGGCCAUCUCACAGCCUGUGAAACUCUUCCUUAGUUCUACUUCCUGGUUCCAUUCAAUGGCCAGAAUUUGUGAAAUGUCAGCAACCCCAGAGGAAGGCACAAGAAUACCAGGGCUAAGGCUCCCUUUGCCCAGUUAACCAGAUUCCUAGAACAUAUCACGCUUGUUGACAGUAAAUUUUAAAAUAAAUCUUCAAACACUGCUUACAUUUAGUGUACCAGAAUUCACAGUUCAGUUCACUAUAGUUCAGUCAGUGAUCAAUCACUUCCCUGAAGAGGGCAAAAUAAGUCAAGAGGGAUCCCAAGGGCUGCAUUUCCAGGCUUUCCCAUUGUUCUCUGCUAAGAUGCUCUCAGGGAGGCAAAAGAUCAUGAGAGGCCUUUUGGGUUGCUUCAUCUUGUGUCAGAGAGCGCAAUCCAGCCACCGUAAUGGCUGCUCUUACAGAAUUUAAGCAGAUUAAGGGUGAGUUAACAGAGAUGGUUGGUGCUGCAGAGAAGCAUGGGCAUUGGUGUGGAGAGGAGUAUUGUUAAGUGGAGAGGGGAGAUGGUGACAUGUUUGCAAAUUAGUCCUUAUCUAAGGCAAAGAUAUACAACCCAGUGAUCAUGUCAUGAAAGGACUGAAUACAGGAGUAGUAUUUUGUUUCUGUUGCUCACUUUGACACUGCAUUUUCCCUGUGAGUACAGCCUGGGUAAAAGCACAGUUCCUCUAAGGUUCUGCGUGCUUCCUGCAGAAAACAUGAGCAUCAUCAUAAAAUGGCUUCUAGUGACCACAGCAGCAACCAGGAUUGCUUGGUACCUUCCUGGACUGAAGUGUGAUUGAAACACUCAGUCUGUUUCCCCGUGUUUACAAUAUGAAAUGAAAUCCUUAUCCUCAGUGAGCUGGGGUGGGAUGACUUAAGACUUAGUGAAUGUUUUUUUGAGAAAGCACUUUCAGAGCCAUAGGCAGCAAGUGAUACCCGUGUGUGGAGUAUCUUCAUGGGCCACUAUUCAGAGAGCAAUGCAACUGGGUCAUCUCGUGUACUCGCCAGCUUGUGUGGUAUCUGUCUUAAGGGCUAAAAAAAAGGGAAUAUAUACAUACAUAUAUAUAUAUACACGUAUACAUAUAUACAUGUAAUCCAAUGCUGGCAGAAGAAAUAUUGUGUUAGGAAUUUUGUUUUAAUUUCCUUUUCUUUUUUUGUAUGCUGCUGAAUGUAAGGAAGCUUUCUAGCAUAAUAGAAUUCAGUAAUUAGAGAAGAUUUUUUUCUUUUUUAAAAAAACAAGGAUGUUGCAUCUCUUCUCCAAUCACAGAGGUUGCCUGUGGGCACAGCUGAGCAGACAAUAGUCAUCAUGACUCUGUCCCAUUGAAAGCAAUGGAGCAGGAUUAGACUCAUGGCUAACAUUCAUGGGUUGCCACUCAAGUCUGCAGGAUUGUGCCCUGUCUGGUGUUUCUUUUUGCUGUUGUUGUUGUAGUUGUCAGCCAAAUGGGAAAUAAAACACUGCAAUUCUAGCAUUUUAGCAGGUCAGCGUGGAGAUGGUGCCACCACGUCAUAGCAAUAGCUCCACUAUCUUCCUCUAGGAAUGCAUUCCUUUGUGUCCUCUAGGAAUAAACAGAAAUGAGUUUUUCUUCUAUCAGCUGUUUUUUAUCUCACAUCCUAUGAAUGUAUGUAAAUAAAAUUGUACAUAUUGCUUAUCUAUAUAAAAUAUCUUUUAAUAACAUGACAGAAAUGGUGUAAAUUGAAAACAAAAGAAUAUAAAGCCAAUGUACAUAAGUUACAAUUCUGUAUAUUUUUUCUUUUUGUUCUUCAUAAAAUAUAUUUACUUUGACAAUAAAAAUAAAAUUGAAAUUUUACAAAUGAAACGU
Messenger RNA from Heteronotia binoei (common prickly gecko), 4066 nucleotides. RefSeq names its product KLF transcription factor 15 (gene KLF15). Lineage: Eukaryota; Metazoa; Chordata; Lepidosauria; Squamata; Gekkonidae. The coding region runs from base 265 to 1476 and encodes 403 amino acids. Gene Ontology annotation, biological process: regulation of transcription by RNA polymerase II. Gene Ontology annotation, molecular function: RNA polymerase II cis-regulatory region sequence-specific DNA binding; DNA-binding transcription factor activity, RNA polymerase II-specific. The record is from RefSeq and is a predicted model, not a curated record. The transcript is spliced from 2 exons.